Aspergillus neoniger CBS 115656 is the source of this 759-nucleotide messenger RNA. RefSeq lists its product as uncharacterized. Bases 1 to 759 code for a protein of 252 amino acids. Lineage: Eukaryota; Fungi; Ascomycota; Eurotiomycetes; Eurotiales; Aspergillaceae. The transcript has a single exon. The record is from RefSeq and is a predicted model, not a curated record.
AUGGAUGGAAGAGGAAUUGCUCAUACCGUUGGUGUUAACCAUGGAGAGUCUGCCGAUCGUCGCUCUUCCAUAGCGUCUCCUGGCAGCACCAGAGCAUGCACCGCGACACUAGCGAGAGGAGUACCUGCUUCGACCAAUGUUAUGAUUGGUUUGGAUCCUAUUGAGCAAAACGCCGACGAUGCUCAUCUCUGUCUCCCCAAUGAACCACAGCUAAUGGAUAUCACUGCGCUCUCAGAUGGCUUUGGUUCUCCUAUCCCUGCCACACAGUGGAAUACUGUUGUCCCGGCAGCUGAACAGGGUCACACAAACUUUGGAGUGACAGCACAGCUCCAGGCUGACAAUCUUCCCCAACACUCAUUACAGCCGAUGUCCCAAUUCGGGCAAUUUUCUCCACAAGCAAAGAUAAUGCAUGGCGGCAUCCGUCAGUCCCAACAGCUGCCCGAUCUCAACAUGCUGCGUGACCCAAAACCCGCUUACCAGCGUCAUUCUUAUCGAGAGGAGAUAGAAGCAAGAAACGGUGGAAUAAGUCCUGAUGAUCUUUUGUUGACCACUCCCCUUGCAAAAAUCAGAUGCUUAGUUAGAAUCUGUGACAGGGUGUUCGACGAUGAAGAGGAAGCGGACGAUCAUUUUCAACUCGAUCACAACUACCCGGAAAAUUGUGUCUGUCGGAUCUGUCGCGAUGCUUUUAGCAGCAGUUUCGAGAAGGGGCUGCAUGACUACUAUCAUCACAGGCAUGAAGUUUGCAGGUUUAGUGUCUGA